AUGAAGACAGCCAGUGGCUGCUGCUUGGAUGGAAAGGGCGCAUUGGCUAUGCUCUUUCUUCUUGGAGGGCUGCUUGUUAGAGUUGUUAUUAGAUUGUCUUCUAAUGUACAUAAUUUGUUGUUGUUAAUUAAGAAAACAUUGAAUAAAAUUUUAAAACUCAGAAUUGUAGGGCUUUACCCCGAAGGGAGCCCUUCCAGAAAUUCUCGAAGCACAGGGCUGAACCCAGGCCUAAGAGGGGGUUUGGAAAUAGUUUUCAACCAGCAAUAGACGCGCCUCGGUUAGAACCUCAUAAGCUGCGUCAUUGCCCCAAGCGCAAAG
Molecule: messenger RNA, 318 nt
Organism: Prunus dulcis (almond)
Lineage: Eukaryota; Viridiplantae; Streptophyta; Magnoliopsida; Rosales; Rosaceae
Source: RefSeq, a predicted model, not a curated record